AAAAACAAGUUCGCGAGCCCGACGCCCCUCGGCUACCGCGACAUGAAUUUGAACGUCAGCGUGCGCCUCGACGACGGUCGAAAACAUCUCGCCGAGGUUCAGCUGAAUUUAAAAAGCGUCGCGGACGCCAAGCACAUCGCCCACGAGCAGUAUGAGGUGAUUCGAUUAGCACUACCGAAGAUGUGCGAGGGCACGAGCGUUGGCGCGGGCGCGCUCGAGAAGUAUAUCGCUGGUCGCUUGCGGUCUUCGGCGCUAGAUUCUGCCGUGACCUCGCUUGAGCGCAAGGCUGGCGGACUCAUGCUCUACGCACGCCUCAUCGCAGAGCAGCUCGCGUCCACGACGGGCAAGAUCGACUUUGCGAGCGUCGGCGCGCUGCCGGCGGGCCUCGACGAGAUCUACGCCGAGAACUUUCGACGCGUGUUUGUUGAUGAUGGCGCGUGGGGUGAUGCGCUGCCGCUCAUUGAAUUAAUUUGCGCUGCUGCCGAGCCGUUGACAAUUGACGCUGCGAGUGUGGCGCUCGGCUGGGAUCAGGAUCGCUGCGAGCGUCUCUGCGCGAAUGUGUCGCUGUUGUUCCCGCUCCGCGAGGGCGAGGUGAUUGGUGUUUUACACAAGACAGUGACGGACUGGCUAACCGGUGAGGCGCCUUUCGACAAGCGCUCUUCUGAGGACGCGUUCUUCGUCGCGCGGGACGCGGCGCACCGGCGGCUGGCGCGGGCGUGUGCUCGGGCGAUUCGUGCUGAGGGUCUGGAUACGGAGUCGUACUCGAGCGACGCGGCUGCGGACGUGGUGCUCGCUUCAUUCGUCGAGGGCGACGGCGGCGUGGCGUCGGAUGCUUAUGCGUUGCGCUGGUGUUUGUUUCACAUGAAGCGGUCCUCUUCCGAGGGCGAGGCCAUUGCCGUGGCGUGUGCCUUGUCGUACGUGCAGAAACGGGUCGAGGCUGGCGACAUCGGUGCAUUUGCUGGUGACCUCGAUGUGAUUGAGGGUCGUGACGCGCUGCUCCUGCGUGAUGCGUUGGUGUUGUCGCGGCGCGCGCUCUCACAGGGCGCGGUGCUUGUCGAGCAGUUGUGGCAGCGCUUGACACCACGCGCCGAUACGGAGUCGUCUCCUGCCGCGCGCCGCCUGGCCGACGAUGCGAAGCGUGCGGCGAGCAAGCAGUCGCUCUUGGCCGUGCGACCGAUGCUUACUGCUGCUGGUGGGGCGGAGCGGUGUCGCAUUGAGGUCGGGUCUGAAGUGCUUGCUGUGGCGACGUUCGUGGAUCCGGCGACGGGUGAGCCGCGGGUUGCUUGUGCGUCUGGAAACAAGGUGGAGAUCUAUGAUCCGGUCGCGGGUGGCGCGGCGCUGGUCGUGAUUGAUGUGGGCUCGCGGGUGUAUGCGCUGGCGGUCUUCAAAGACCCGGCGACGGGCGAGCUGCGGCUCGCUUGUGGAUGGAGAAAGGUGCGCAUUUAUGACCCGGUCGCCGGUGGCGAGGCACUGCUCGUGCUCGAGGUGGGCUCUCGGGUGAAAGCAUUGGCUCUCUUCGUGGACCCGGCGACGGGCGUGCUGCGGCUCGCUUGUGGCUGUGGAUCCGGCGACGGGGGCGCUGCGGGUCGCGACCGGGUCGGAUGAUGGGACGAUUCGCAUAUGUGAUGCGGAGACUGGUAGUGCGCUGCUCGUGAUCGACGUCGGCGAGCGGGUGUUAGCGCUUGCGUUCUUUGUGGACCCGGCGACGGGCGCGCCGCGGCUCGCUUGUGGUACGGGCAAAUGGGACCAAGGGACGCGGUCAGAUAUUGGCGACGUGCGCGUCUUCGAUGCGGUCGCGGGCGGCGAGGCGCUGGUUGUCCUUGAUGGGCACACAGACUACGUGCGAGCGUUGGCAUUCUUCUUCGCGGACCCGGCGACUGGCGAGUUGCGGCUCGUGAGCGGAUCGGACGACAAAACUGUGCGCGUCUUCGACCCGGUCGCUAGUGGUCAAGCGCUGGUCGUGAUCGACGUUGGCUCGGACGUGAACGCGCUGGCGUUCUUCGCGGACCCGGCGACGGGCGAACCGCGGCUCGCGACUAGCUCUGGACAGGUCUUUGACCCGAUUGCGGGCGGCGACGCAUUGGUCGUGCUCGAAGGGGGCGGUAGCCCGCUGGUCGUAUUCACAGACCCGGCGACGGGCGGUCUUCGCCUCGCGAGCGGAUCGAACGAAUCCGUGCGCGUCUGGGACUUGGCCGCGGGCGCGGCGCUGUUCGUGCUCGAGGGACACACAAGCGCCGUUUUCGCGCUGACGGCCUACGCGGACCCGGCGACGGGCGAGCCGCGGCUCGCGAGUGGGUCAUGGGACAAGACCUUGCGGGUGUGGGACGCGAGCAAGGGUGGUGCGGCGCUGCGGAUGGUUGCUUUUGAUGACGAGGUUAGGGCCUUGGCGGUCAGUAGCGACAUGAGCGGGCUCUUUGUGACUUUCGGGAAGCGGUGGGGGGAGUUUCGCAUCGAGAGCGGCACGACGCCACUGACGCUUGCGUGUUACAAGGGUGACGUCGCCGCAAUAAGCGAUCUUCUUCAGAAGGGCGCUGGCGUCGACCAGCAAGAUGAUGACGGUUAUACGCCACUAUUCGUUGCAAGUUUGAAAGGGCACGUCGAUGCCGCGCGCUUGCUGCUCGAUGCGGGUGCUACGGUCGAUAAGAGGCGUGAGGGUGAUUGGUCGCCGUUCGGGAUUGCGAGCGUUCGUGGACACGUCGACGUGGCGACGCUAUUGGUAGACCGAGGUGCAGCUGUGGAUAUGUGCUUGGAUGGUACGACGCCGCUUCUUGUUGCUAGUCGUAACCAGAACCUCGACGGAGCCUUCACUGUGCCCGAUGACACGAAAAAGCGCGCGGUCUGGCUUUGGGAUAAGGAAACGGUGGCGAAAGCGCUAGAAGAGGCUGAGCUCGACGUAUCGGCGCCUAACAGAAACGGAAGAGAUAUUCUGCUCGGUGGGGGUGGGGAUGACUGGACAGAAGAUGAGUCUGACAAGGUAAUGGAGGAGUUCCAUCGGGUCGCGCUCAAGUUCAUGCAGGACCAGGCCAGAGCAGGCGACGGAGCCUUCACUGUGCCCGAUGACACGAAAAGGCGCGCGGUCUGGCUCUGGGAUGAAGAAACGGUGGCGGAAGUGCUAGAAGAGCUAGAGGAUGAUAUGGAAGGCUCGGCGCCUGAGCUGAACGGAAAACAACUUCUGCUUGGCGGAGGUGACUGGGCGGAGGGUGAUUCUGACAAGGUGAUGGAGAUGAUCCGUCGGUGCGCGAUCCUGUUCAUGCAAGACAUGGCGAUGAGGGAUGAUGACGAUUAG
Messenger RNA from Pelagomonas calceolata, 3286 nucleotides. The record is from the annotation of a GenBank genome assembly. NCBI's taxonomy places the organism in Eukaryota, Pelagophyceae, Pelagomonadales, Pelagomonadaceae.